This is a messenger RNA of Drosophila sechellia, 1128 nucleotides long. RefSeq lists its product as uncharacterized. NCBI's taxonomy places the organism in Eukaryota, Metazoa, Arthropoda, Insecta, Diptera, Drosophilidae. The record is from RefSeq and is a predicted model, not a curated record.
CAAGAACAGGUACAACUUAUAUAUCAACAGAUUGUAAACGCGGCUAGUUUUCAAAAGUGAUAGUAGUUGUAGCUGUUAUGAAAAGCAGUUAUGUACCUAAUAAUCAUCGCCCUGCUUGCAAGUGUGUCCGCUUUUCUUUUUCCAAACUUGGAGGACAAACUAACCGAGUUCCAUAUGGACUCCUGCGCAAAGAAGGUACUCCAACUUAUGCCCAAUCUGCGCACCCUGGAGCUGGAGAACUGCAACAGUCCGGACUUCACCAUGAACGACCUGAAUCAUUUACUGACCGCAACUGAUAUUCCCAAACUUCUAAUGGGCAUGUGGCGACUGCAACGACUGGAUCUAUCCAAGAAUCUCAUAGGGAAGUACGCAGCCGCCGGAAGCGACAAUACGAGCGAGCUCUUUAUACUCCCCAAUCUUAUGCAUAUGAACCUAUCGGGAAAUCGCCUGCCGUUCGAUUCGCCAAUUCCAUGGGAAAGGCUUACUCAUUUGGACGCUUCGUAGAAUAGAAUAUAUGCUCCCCCAAGGAUCGGCAUUAACGAAGCUUUCAAUCUUGAAAAUUUGCACCUGGAGGGAAAUUAUAUUAAUUAUUUUCAAUUCACAACCUGGAAACCUCAUCCAAGUCUGAAAGAGGUUGCUCUAUACGAUAACAAAUUCAAGCCUGAGGGCUAUAAAAAUAUUACAAAGUUCUUCAAUAAAAUUGGAGUAAACGUCUUAGAGAAAACGCACUCCAACAACGCGAGUCCAACUUGUAUGCCUUGUAUACCAGAUGCCAGAGAUUUUCCUAUUAGUAUAAGAUCCGACACAAACCAAGAAAUCGACAUAGAUACCAAAGUUAAUCCUUUAAGCAACGACACUUAUCGAAAAUGGAACGUUUGGCAUGUACUGAUGCUAGUUUCCCUGAUUGUUUCCUUGUUCCUCAACUCUUUUCUAAUCGUGCAACUCAUUCGUUUGAGAGGAAGAAACCAGUUUACGCAAUCAUCAUCGGAACCUGCCGUAAUUAAUAUGCCUUCAAACUAUUCUGAUGAUGUAAUUAUGCUGUAAUAUAGUAAUUGUACUUAACAUGUAUAUAUGAAAACUGUUCCUCAAAUAAUAAUAAUGAAUCUCUGGGAUUUUUACUACAAUGCG